AUGCCGUCCUCCAUCGACAAGUCAGAAAAGCCUGCAUCAGUCCUUGAAGGCGACCGACAACUGGACGAUUUCACAGACGACGAGCUUCUGGCAUAUGAGAUCGACCCGAAAGAGAAGAAACACCUAGCAAGAAAGCUGGACUGCUUCAUUGCCCCAGUGUUGAUGAUUCUCUACCUCAUCGCGUUCUUGGAUCGCUCGAACAUUGGGAAUGCGGCUGUUGGAGGGAUGACAACUGCUCUAAAUCUACCGCCAGAUGGGCUUUCGGUUGCGACCUCCAUAUUCUAUGCCACAUAUGUCUCCUUCGAAACACCGAUGACAACUUUCUUAAAGUCGUUACGCGCGUCUCGACUCAUACCAGCAGUUGUCAUCCUGUGGGGAGUGACCGUGAUGGCCUCUGCAUGGAUGUCAAACUACGCGGGUCUUAUUGCAACGAGACUCGUGUUGGGGAUGUUGGAGGCUGCUCUCACUCCAUGUCUCUUUCUCUGGAUCACAGCCUUCUAUCAACGAGAUGAACUCGCACGAAGACAAUGUUUCCUUUUCAUCUCUGCGGCGUUAUCCGGGGUUGUGGGGGGCUUGAUUGCCGCUGGACUUUUGAAGAUGAACGGUUUAGGUGGUAUGCAAGGGUGGCAGUGGCUUUACUGUAUAGAAGGGGCAAUAACUAUCGUGAUAGGCUUCAUUACCAUUCCUUUUGUGCCAGACUCGCAUGAGGGAGCAUGGUACCUCACAAAAAGAGAAAAGUUCUUGAUGCGUGUAAGGGAGGUACAAUCUCGAGAAUACAUGGGUGACGCUUCUUUCUCGUUGGGAGAGGUCAAGAAAGCAUUUACAGAUCCGAUCGUCUACCUAUCGGGGUUCGUUCAAAUGGGCCUCGACACUUGCCUUUAUGGCUUCUCCACGUUCCUUGUGGUCAUCAUUAACCAGUUCGGAUACAAUGCUAUCACUUCGCAACUGCUCACUGCCCCAAUAUAUUUCUGGGCGGCGUUCGUUUACUUCGUCGGAGCUCUCAUUUCCGACAGAUACAACAAACGGUUCUGGCUCAUCUUCCCACUGGCGGGCGUAUCUGUUGUUGGUUACGCUGUUUUGGUUGCGGCACAUGGAAAUGUUGGAGUUUCACUCUUUGCUUGCUUCCUCACCGGUACAGGUAUAUAUAUCGGCGUAGGACUUUCGGUAACUUGGAUCUCGGUAAACAUGGCUGGUUACCGAAAGCGCUCAACCGCGAUAGGACUCCAGCAAACAUUGGGUAACAUUGGAGGGAUCAUUGCCGGACAAAUCUAUCGUUCAACGGAUAAACCGUUCUAUCGUCUUGGCCAUGCGAUAUCGCUAGGCGCAAUGGCUCUUGCCAUGAUGGGAAUGAUAGUGGAGGUGAUGGUAUACAAGUCCCGCAACGAUGCGAAAGACAGGAUGACGGAGGAAGAGAAACGACAGCAAGAUAUUGAUGGAGUAACGGGAGACCGACAUCAUUCUUUCAGGCAGGUUUGGUAG
This is a messenger RNA of Marasmius oreades (fairy-ring Marasmius), 1479 nucleotides long. RefSeq lists its product as uncharacterized. Gene Ontology annotation, biological process: transmembrane transport. Bases 1 to 1479 code for a protein of 492 amino acids. The record is from RefSeq and is a predicted model, not a curated record. Gene Ontology annotation, cellular component: membrane. NCBI's taxonomy places the organism in Eukaryota, Fungi, Basidiomycota, Agaricomycetes, Agaricales, Marasmiaceae. The transcript has 11 exons. Gene Ontology annotation, molecular function: transmembrane transporter activity.